This is a messenger RNA of Cygnus atratus (black swan), 2169 nucleotides long. It is a transcript of the gene JHY, whose product is annotated as junctional cadherin complex regulator. Gene Ontology annotation, biological process: axoneme assembly. The coding region runs from base 1 to 2169 and encodes 722 amino acids. The record is from RefSeq and is a predicted model, not a curated record. The transcript has 9 exons. Lineage: Eukaryota; Metazoa; Chordata; Aves; Anseriformes; Anatidae.
AUGAGUAAAAAACCUUUUCCUCAAAGAGUACUCACGCACCCACAGUUUCAUCCUGCACAUUGGAAAAAGACCUCCGUAAGUGAAGGGGGCUUUGCCUCCGACUCCCAAGGGUCCGAUUCCGAAAGCCUUGUUCAAGAGAGACAGUAUCAGCUGGAACUCCAGCAGCGAAUUCGUGAAAAUGAAGAGUUGGUAGGACUGUAUGCUGAUGAGUUGGAGAGUGACAGCUUAGAAGAAGAAGAUAGCUUGGAGGAGAUGAGUUUAAGAGAACAAGGAGUUAAGUAUGACACAAAUCAAUAUACAAAUGGAACACAAGAGAAAGAGAGUAAUGGAAGGGAGCAGCAGUCUGUAGACAAAUAUUUCAGCCUAAGGUACAAUCCUAACUGGAAGAACACAAAUGCGGUAGCAGAAUUUCCUGAGACAGAAAAACCACAUCACGUUGCUGGAGGAGGCAGUGUGGACUUUUCACAGGAUUCAUUUUACCUCCAUUCCAGUGGCUCUCCAGAAGAAAAGAAUCAACUGGAGGCAAAGUUGCAGGAUUCGUUCUCUGAGUUUGGUUCAGAAUUACUGAGCUUUCAUGAACCAAAUGCCUUCAUCAGCAGUGAGCCUUUUAGGUUACAUACCAGAGGGAAGGAAUCUGCAGAUGCCUGUUAUUUCAGGCAUAGUCCCAGUGCGCACGGCAGUGCUUUUUCUCUUCAGAUUCAAGAAAAUCAACCCCAAAGAGCAAAAAAAGACUUCGUGGAGAAAAAUAAACGGACUUUGGGAUUACGUACAGACAAGAAAAAUUCGUAUCUUCAGUUACACAGCAAAAAGCAAGGAGAAGUUCUUCAAGAGCAGGUUGCAGAUGCUAAAACUGUUGAUAAGGAGCCAGAUCAGAGUGUCCUACCAUUCCAGAAUGUGAAAAUGGGCCCUGAAGACAAAUGGUACCUGAAGUCACAGCAGCUCAAGGAGCACCAAAACAAGUGGUCCCAGAGAAAUAAAAUAAAAUCCAAACAGAGUCUCAAAGGGGGAGCUUUCUCACGGAGUGAUAACCAACAGCCACCAGGAAGACUGGCAGAACCAAAGCCUCGGCAUCACCAAACGUCAGAAUUUCGGACAGCUCCCACACAGGCAGUGGAGCAAGACAACAGCAGCGCACCGCAGAAAUGGCUGUGCCCAAGUCCUUCUGUUGGACCUGACACUAACACAGCAGCAAAUUCCAAAAAUAGCUUAAUAAAUUUCCCAAAUCCGAGACAUUUUAAACACCAGCAUCAACUUCCAAAUGGACUUCCACAUGACCAGCAACGUCUAUACAAGCAUGAUACUGCGCAGGUUUUUCUAAGAGAUGGCAGUACCGGUGGUCAAGCGUAUCCAAAUCGGAGGAAUAUUUCAUCUACUUUUAAUGCUAAUUUUCAAGAACUGGUAAAGGAUCGUGUAUCACUUCAGGAUUGCAAGAGGCACGAUUAUGCACAAAAAAGCUAUCACAACUAUGCUGUCAGUAGUUUAAGGCCUUCCCGGUCACCAGCAGCCCCUUCUACAGCCUCCCAGCUUACACCAACCGUGGAGCAACAUCACCAAGAAAUGUCUCAUCCUAAAGAAGCUCGCUUAGCUGAUGACAGGCACUUGUUCAGCCCGCUUCCACCUAUAAUUCUACAGGCCAAAAGUGAUUCAGAGGUGGAUCCAAAGAGAGGUGAAGGAAAUCAAGCAAAAAUAAACCGAAGCAACUCUGAAGGUUAUCUCAUGCAAAUGGAAAAGCAAAAACAGCCUAAAGUCUACAAGAAGCCGUAUAGCUCAAAGGCCGACAUGAAUCUGGAUGUGAAGCUUGGAGGCCUGGGACCUGACUAUGAAGCCAUCAAGGAAAAAAAAGAGAAGUUAAAGCAACAAAAGGAAUAUGCAAAGCAAAUAAAGGAACACAACAUGAAAAACAUUGCUUUGGUUCAGAGGUUACCUACAAAACCCCAGGUCAUAUCUUCAAUGUCAAGACAGAAGGCACUGGAAUAUGCUAAGAAGAUUCCGAGACCAAAGACUUUCACAGCAAAACAAUCAGAUGAAGAGGUGAAAGAGGAAAGAGUUCUGCCACCAACUUUAAAAGGAGACAGUUUACCUCAAAUUGCAUCUUUGGAAACUUUACAAAGCAGACACGAGAAGGAGAAGCAAGUUGUAGCUGCUUUCAGAACCCUUCAUAUCUUAUAA